AUGGUUAACAGGAUUUCGAACGCAUUCCAAAAGAUGUUCGUGGAAGACACGCCCGAUAUCAUACCGAUGGAUGCCGAGAGCAACUUGAAGAAGAAGAGGGAUUUGGGAAUGGAUGCGGAAACAGAUCUGUUCCAAAUUGGGGUCUUUGAUGAUCGUGAUGUACCGUUGGGAAAUAAAGAUAGCUUGUCGUUUAUAAAUGCCUUGGAACGUUUUCGUAGGAAACCGAGUAUAAUCGAGGUACCCGUUUAUCCUCCAAAACUCAUAUAUGUACGUAGUGAUCCUUACAAACAAAUAGACCAUCGUGGCAAUGUUAACCUCGAUGCAAGUGACGAUACUAACAAAGAAGAAACUUACUCCUCCGUUUCUUCAAAUGAAACGGAGUGGGUAAAUGAUACUUCAAAGGAUGCAGAUACUAAUUCAGCGCUGAUGGACAUUUCGAAAGAAGGGGAAACGGUACCGCCGGAAGAGUACGUAAACAAGAGCAUCGCCGAGUCGCUGCCGCAAGAGAUUCCCGACGAAGACUGGGAGACGGCGCAGCAAGAUCUGCUGAAAGCAGACGCGGCUCCGAAAGCACCCGAAGUGUUCAGCGAAGGCCGAGGCACACCGGUACCCGCCCUGAUGGGAGAGGAACUGUCGAAGGAAGAGGGCGACCCGGCGUUGAAGACGGAGGCCGAAGGGCAGUUGGCCUUCGUCGGCGGCGGCGUGCUGCUGCGCGUCGCCAGCGGCGAGGCGGCCGGGAGCCCAGUCGCCGGGGACGCGGGCGCUGGCGGCCGCGAGGGCGAUGGCAGCGCCGCGGGCGUCACCGGCAAGACGCAGACGGCCGAGGUGCGCGCGGCGCGGUCGCGGCUGCACGUGGCGCUGGGCGCGCUGGGCGUGGUGGCGGUGGCGCUGCUGGUGGCGGCCACGCCCGUGGUGCAACGCGUCGUGGUGACGAUGUGGUACCCGCGGCCGCGCGAUGUCGACCGCUUCGGGGAGGACGGCGACGGGGACGACUGCGGCGGCGACGCCGGCGACGACGAGAUGCUGGUGCCCUCGGGGAAGACCAAGGCCGGAUGGAAGUGCUCUGUUGACACAAUUAUUACCCAACUCUUAGAAGCGAGUAUUAUUUUUAUUGGUGUUGGUGUUGGUGUUGGUGUUGGUGUUGAUGGUGAUGGUGGUAAUUGUACUCGGAAUAUUUCAGUUAGUGAGGUUCAUCUAAUUCUAAAGCAUUUCUCGUCAAGUUUACGACUGCUUGGAUGA
Gryllus bimaculatus (two-spotted cricket) is the source of this 1239-nucleotide messenger RNA. NCBI's taxonomy places the organism in Eukaryota, Metazoa, Arthropoda, Insecta, Orthoptera, Gryllidae. The record is from the annotation of a GenBank genome assembly.